Molecule: messenger RNA, 1177 nt
Organism: Eutrema salsugineum
Lineage: Eukaryota; Viridiplantae; Streptophyta; Magnoliopsida; Brassicales; Brassicaceae
Biological process (GO): exonucleolytic trimming to generate mature 3'-end of 5.8S rRNA from tricistronic rRNA transcript (SSU-rRNA, 5.8S rRNA, LSU-rRNA)
Molecular function (GO): 3'-5'-RNA exonuclease activity; nucleic acid binding
Source: RefSeq, a predicted model, not a curated record
UAUUGGUUCGAUUUUGAUUGGGCAGUUUAUACAACAAACAAGGCUUUUAACUUCUGUCGCUGAGACCGUUUAGUUUCAGACAGUACCUGCAACUUAUCGUCACCCUGAAUCACUCGAAAGGAGUCAUCUUCUUCAAUCUUGAUGCUAUUCGACUAGAAUGGCUUCCGCUUUCUCUGCAAUUAGGAUUUCGAUGUCCAAAAUGAGUCCAUUUCGUGCUAGCCAUUUCUCUUUUCCCGCCACAUUCGUUUUAGCCCAUACCAACCGAAUCCUGUGCAACUCUUCGCGUUCUGUAUCUUCGUCUCCUUCUCCGUCUGACAUUUCUUCUUCUUCUUUUUCGUUGAUGGAAACAAAUGGAAAUUCGAGGUGGAGACCCAUGUGCUUGUAUUUCACUCACGGGAAGUGCACAAAGAUGGAUGAUCCUGCCCAUUUGGAAGUUUUCAACCAUGAUUGUUCGAAGGAACUUCCAGUGACCGCUGCUGAUCUUGAGAAGAAAGAACCACAAGAAUUCGACUAUUUCUUGGGUUCUUGACUUAAAAGAAAAGUUGAGAUUCUUGAGUUUCCUGUAUUGAUCGUAGACGAAACAAUGGAAGUCAUUGUUAUCAGUGGAAAUUGGGAUAUAAAGACAAAGAUUCCCGAGCAAUGCGUAGUGUCGAAUAUCAAUCUUCCGCAGUAUUUUAUGGAGUGGAUUAAUCUCAAAGACGUCUACUUAAAUUUCUACGGACGUGAGGCCAGAGGAAUGGUGUCAAUGAUGAGGCAAUGUGGAAUAAGGCUCAUGGGAAGUCACCAUCUCGGCAUUGAUGACACAAAGAACAUCACGAGAGUGGUGCAACGGAUGCUCGCGGAUGGUGCAGUGUUCAAGAUCACAGCUCGAAGGAGCAAGUCCAAUGUGAGAAACGUCGAGUUUCUGUUCAAGAACCGGAUCAAGUAAGCUCUGUGAGGAAUAAUGACAAACCCAACAAGAUCUUUGAUCUAUAAAUCACUAAGCCAAGUCUUUCUGAGUAUUAUGAUGAUAAUUCGAAGAAGACAGUGUGAUAGUGGUCAGAAGGUUUAGCCGGUUCAAGAAAUGAUAUGUAUUUUAAUUUAACUAGUGCUAUCUUAUGAGAUUAUAAAAAAGUAUUUAUGUCAAAAAUGGCAGGAAAAAUUGUUGGUAUAAAAAGUCUGAGAUUCCAAAUUAAUA